CACCGAAGCUGUUGAGAUUCUGCACGCUCAUGCGACGGGUGGAAGUGCUCGAGGGGGGUGGCGAGGAACGCGGGCGAGUGCGGUGGGCGGGGCGCGGUGACGGUGGUGGGGAGAGGCAGCACACGCGGGCGGCCCUUAUGAGGCGGGCUGGGUGCGCGAUUACGUAACGAUGAGGCGCCGCCGCCGCAAAUUGAUCGAAGGCGCGGACUGGGCGCCGGUGGGAGUGCGCGAUCGGGGCGUGAUCAGGCUUGCUGUGAGCGCUGUAUUGGGAUUCGACGGCCGGGGCCUAGGAUAUACAGCAGGAGUUGACGCGAAGGACACACCAGCCAUGCCGGACACACAGACGCUGAAGCGCAAGCGCCCUCCUACCUUUGUGCAUCUGCCUGCGCAGAAGGCCCAAAAGCUCCGCCGUGACUGGAUCGAGACACAGAAGCUCAAGAGCAAAUGGCGCGCUCAGAAGCGGCGCGAGGGGCUCGUCAAGCCACGUACAGGCGAGGAUGACGAAGGCGGCGCUCAUGCAGAUGAAGAUUGGGAUGAGGAACAGGGGAAGGAAGAUGCAGACGAUGCACGGGAAGAGCGUCAUGGCGGAGAGACAAGGGAUGAAAGCAGCGACGAAGAGCAAGAAGACGAAGACGACGAGGCUAGCCCGGAUGAGGAUAAAUCUGAAGAUGCAGCGGACAGUGACGAAGCGGAUGCUUCAGACGAGGACGCCACCACCUCCCAUCCACCUGCACGCCACGGUAGAGGUCAUCACACACAAAAUUCAAGAAGUCAGGGACGAGGGCAGCAACCCUCUCGGGGACAACGUCCAUCCCGCGGGCGAGGGGGUCACUCUGAUCACUCUUUACGCGGUCAUGACUCCUCUUGCAGCCAACAGAGAUCUCGAAAGCGCUACACCGAUGACCAAGGCCCGCCCCACGAACCCACCCUCCGCGACCGCGCACGCGCAGCCUACCACCCCGAUUCGCUACAUACGGUGAAGGCUGGGCAGGGAAGGGGUGGGCGUGGGCAUGGUGGUUCCCGGGGGCGAGGUGGUCGCGAUAGUGGGCGAGGAGGCAGUGGGGGGAAUGGAGGCAGAGGAGACAGUCACGAUGGAGGGCGAGGCGGCAGAGGUGGGCUUGGCGCGCGAGGUGGGCACGACAACGGACGAGGUGGUCGCGACAGUCGCGAUGUUCGAGGAGGUAGUCGCAACGUGCAAGGAGGGCGGGAAGGGCGCGGCGGGCGCGGCAGGGGGCAGCCCAAUAUGGCGCUGCGGAUGGAGGUGAUGCUGGAGAAGAUUAAGAGGGAUUAUGCGUAGGGUUUUGUGGCAAGGGUGGAAGAUGCCUGAAUCGUUGCUCAGGGCAUUGCGAGGUUUUCUGCUAGGGGUAUACGGAUGCGCACUGCAUAACGAUCACAAAGCAUAUCAUACAUCUAAGUAGCGUGAGCACAAGCAUAAGAAAAGAUACAAGCGUA
Molecule: messenger RNA, 1452 nt
Organism: Schizophyllum commune H4-8
Lineage: Eukaryota; Fungi; Basidiomycota; Agaricomycetes; Agaricales; Schizophyllaceae
Exons: 3
Coding region: 170-1297 (375 amino acids)
Source: RefSeq, a predicted model, not a curated record